Molecule: messenger RNA, 5172 nt
Organism: Heteronotia binoei (common prickly gecko)
Lineage: Eukaryota; Metazoa; Chordata; Lepidosauria; Squamata; Gekkonidae
Gene: ANOS1
Product: anosmin 1
Exons: 14
Coding region: 164-2170 (668 amino acids)
Biological process (GO): neuron differentiation
Cellular component (GO): extracellular region; cell surface
Molecular function (GO): protein binding; peptidase inhibitor activity
Source: RefSeq, a predicted model, not a curated record
GCAGGAGGUGAAGAGAGUUGAAUGAUUGAACUUUUUCUGGCGGAGUUUGUGCCGUGCGGUCAGGCUUCGUCGACGACUCCCUCCUCGCAGCGCGUCGAGGUGAAGCAGCGCGUCCCGAGGGCGGCUCGGGUGGGUUUCCUUUCUCGCGCGCGCACACAAAGCCAUGGGGUUUCAGGAGCCCGGCGCGCCUGUGACCCUGCUCCUCUGGAUUACGGCUGCCUGGGGCUGCCUGCUGGGCGCUGCUGCCGGCGCUGGAGAGGCGGCUACUGGCGCUGCUCGCAGGCAGGAGGAGUCCUUCUCGGCGGCCAGCGUCUACGGAGCCAGAUGCGCGUCCAGGUGCCUCAGCUUGCAGAUCACGCGCAUCUCCGCCUUUUUCAAGCAUUUCCAGAAUAAUGGAUCUUUGGUCUGGUGUCAGAAUCACAAACAAUGUUCUAAGUGUCUGGAGCCUUGCAAAGAGUCCUGGGACUUGAAGAAAAAUCAUUGCCAAAGUUUCUGUGAGCCUCUUUUCCCCAAGAAGAACUAUGAAUGCCUAACUAGUUGUGAAUUUCUGAAAUACAUCCUGUCGGUGAAGCAAGGAGAUUGCCCUGCUCCUGAGAAGGCCAGUGGCUUUGCGGCUGCCUGUGUUGAAAGCUGUGAGGCUGACAGUGAAUGCUCUGGCGUGAAAAAAUGCUGCUCCAAUGGAUGUGGACAUACGUGCCAAGUACCAAAAAAUCUGUACAAAGGUGUCCCUUUGAAACCCAGAAAGGAAUUAAAGUUUACUGAACUUCAGACAGGACAGUUGGAAGUUAAAUGGUCUUCAAAAUUCAAUAUUUCAAUUGAGCCUGUUCUCUAUGUGGUACAAAGGAGAUGGAACUAUGGGAUUCAUCCCAGUGAGGAUGAUGCUACCAGUUGGCAAACUGUGGCACAGAUCACAGAUGAGAGGGUACAAUUGUCUGACAUUAGGCCCAGCAGGUGGUACCAGUUUCGAGUGGCGGCCAUUAAUGUGCAUGGAACAAGAGGCUUCACAGCUCCCAGCAAGCACUUCCGCUCUUCAAAAGACCCAUCAGCUCCACCUGCCCCGUCUAAUCUCCGGAUUGCCAACUCAACUGCAAACAGUGAUGGAAGUGUUAGUGCAAGGAUUGUUUGGGAUCUCCCUGAAGAACCUGAUAUCCCAGUCCAUCACUACAAAGUGUUCUGGAGCUGGACAGUUAACAGCAAGUCACUUGUUCCAGCUAAAAAGAAGAGAAGGAAGACAACAGAUGGGUCCCAGAAUUAUGUAGUCUUGGAAGGACUUCAACCUAACAGUAACUACAUGGUUGAACUUCAAGCCGUUACAUAUUGGGGUCAAGUUCGCAUGAAAAGUCCCAAGGUCUCUCUCUACUUCAGUUCUACCCAGACAGCCAUUAACAGCAGAAGAAGACCCACUCGUCUUCUUGAAGUUGGAGUACCUUUCUAUCAAGAUGAGCAGCUUCAGGUGAAAGUUUAUUGGAAGAAGACAGAAGAUGCUGCUGGUAGGAGUAGAUACCAUGUUCAGUGGUUCACAGAAUCUUGUACACGCAAUGAGACAAAAGGAUCUGAAAAAUCCAGUGGUGUCACAUAUGAAAAUUAUAUAAUUCUGCAGAAUCUGUCAUUUUCAUGCAAAUACAAAGUUACAGUCCAACCAACAAGAUCCAAAGGCCGGUUGAAGGCUGAGAGUAUUUUCUUUGCUACGCCAUCUUGUUCUGAUCUUAAAGGAAAAAAACACAAGCAUAUAAGCUGUCCUACUGAAGGAGCUUCAAUUGUCUCCAAAGUGUUGGCAAAACCUGAGAAUCUCUCUGCCUCUUUCAUUGUUCAGGCUGUAAAUAUUACUGGCCACUUUUCCUGGAAAAUAUCAAAAGAGAAUCUUCACCAACCCAUGACAGGUUUCCAGGUCACUUGGGCAGAGGUCACAACAGAAAGCAGGCAAAACAGUUUGCCCAACAGUAUUAUUUCCCAGUCACAAAUAUUGCCAGUAGAUCACUAUGUUCUGACUGUGCCCAAUCUGAGACCAUCAACUCUUUACCGAUUAGAAGUCCAAGUGCUGACAACAAAUGGAGAAGGACCAGCCAUAAUAAAAUCAUUCCGAACACCUGAUUUGCUGACAUCUCCACACAGGCCGCAUCUGAAACAGCACCAUUCACAUCACUACAAGCCACCACCUGAAAAAUAUUAGAAUUCAUUGGAUCUGUUAGCUGGAAAAAUUAUAAACUGAGCUCUUGCAAGAAGAUCAGAACAAUGCACACAUAUUGAAUUACAGAAUGACAUACGCUUCUGGUGGAUGAAUUGUUUAGAUACAUCUGCAUCAUAUGGACUAAAAGAAGCAUAUUUGUACUAAUGCCAGACUGAAGUGUCAUGUAAGGAUCAACUAUAUUCAUGUAAAAAAAUAUUUGUCGUAUGUGAAAAUUAAAAGUAUAGUGAUUUAUUAUCAUCAUUGACUACAAUGUGUGACACUGAUUCUUUUCAAAUAAUUUUGUCCCCAUCCCAAUUAUUCAAAACUUGAUGUUAUUCAAGAUUUAAAAGUUAAAUCAUUAGUUGAAAAAAUCAAAUUUGCAUAAAUGGCAGUAAUAAACAAACCUUGUGACUAAUUAUGCAAAUUCCUUAUGUUCAUAUAUUGGUUUUAUAAAAUCUAAAUCUGACAGCAGAGUAAAAGAAAUAUCAGAUUUUUUUUCCAUAUAGGAGAAUGGCCAAAAUUUGGUAACUAUCACCUUUUACAUGUGACAUUCAUAUGUGAAUCUUGACAUUUCCAGAUAACAUUUGCAGAAAGUCAGUGCAUAAAAACAAAUGUGGUAUGUAAAUAUAAUAAACAAUAAUAGUAGUUUGGUUUAAGUGGGUUGUGGAUCAUGAUCUUUAAAUGUCACCUAGACAGAUCUGUGAAAAAGACUAUGAUGAUACUGAGUUCAAAGAUGCUGUUGAGUCCAGAUGUUUCCUCUCCAUUGCUUAAUCAGACAGUUAACCAAACAGUAGAGCAAUUCAUACGUGUCCAUAAAAUAUGUGCUGUGCUCGCCAGUUGGUAAUAGCUUGCCCAUUUAUUUGUGUUGUGGUAGGAGCUUUGCUCAUGCAAAAACAUACACAGGUAUUUUCCUUCAGUGGAAGCCCCCACAUAGGGAAGAGUUCCAUGUUGAAUGGAAACUUUUUGCAUAUAACAUUCAUAUCAGGAUAACAGAAUUUGGAAUGUUCUUAAAUUAUCAGAGAUCAGUGCCAUGAUUUAUGUGAGCAUCUUCUCUGAGACAAACUAUUACACAUAGCCCAAGCAAUUACACAUAUUUUCAGUAAUGCAGUGCAUAGGUUAGAUCCAACCAGCUUUUUCAGUCAUUUCUUAACUAUGCCCCUGCUGGUUAUAAUGAUUAUUCUUCGUGCAAGUCUACAUCAUUCUCAGCAUAGCUUAUUUUGGUGGCCAAAGGCAAUCUCUCUUUUUUAACCAGUAGAAAAGGUGGUUGGAUCCAACCCAUGGUUACACAUUUUCUCCCCAUUAUUUUGUAAAAAUCAUUUAACAUUGGCAAUAGAAAGUUUCUUAUCUAUCCAGCAUAUUUGUAUCCUAUAUAGUGUAUGCUAAUGAAAGACUUAGCUGUUCGAUUCUAAAAGAAACAGUGGUCCUUCCCCAUCACUAAUUGGUGAAUAACAGGGUUGUACCACAUUUCCAUGUUCAUGUAUUUCUCCACAGCUUGAAAAAGAGGUUUAUUUUAGUAAUUUUUAAGAUUUUUAGAAAGAUGAGAGGUAAUUUCUUUCAAAAGGGAAAGAAAAGCCAUACUACUAUUUACAGGCUUUGUUAUGAAAACAGGAAAGCAAGGACAGAGUUAUUCCCUAAGUAUUUAUGAAGUUUGAGAACAACUAUCCAACAGUUACUGUAUGGAAACACUUAUUGUUAAGACUCAAAUAUAUGAAAUACUAUCUGGAUUUGACCAUCACAGAAAAAAAAAUCAUUUCACCUAGUAUCACUUGACAUGUCAAACUCUGGAGACAGAACAUUUGUUAAGUUGCACAUAUAGAGUAGCUGAAAGAGAUACUACGGGACAUAUGCAUUUACAUCUCAGCAAAUGUAUUUUUUUCAUUUGUUACUGAUGGAACUAAAUAGAGAAGACUUAGACAUCCACAUAGAACAUCUCACUCUGUGUAUCAUUCAGGUGGUUUAACUUGCAUCUUUACAGUUUGAUAAUGCACACUGCUGAUAAAAUGCCUACGUCUCCAGCACAAUGACAAGCAAUCAUGUUUUGAGUAAUCAGUGUAUGAAUCAGCUCAUACAAAACCAGCUUAUAAACCCAAAGAGGCAACCUUCCAUAUAAUUUCUUUGUUACUUUCCCCACUUUUUAAUAGUUAAAUAGAUGCUAAAAUUGUAUUGGAGUCACUGAAAUGUAUGCAUGUGAUUGUUUUGUACAGAAACAUGGUUUAAGGAGUUGAUAUGUCUUCAGUCAAAGCUCAAAAAACAUAGGACAGAGCUCAAAAACAUAUGGACCAAGUGGUUUUAUUCCAGUGUGUAAUUCCUCUUUUUAAAAAGGUGCUUCCCUCAUUUAUCUUUAAAACUGUUGAGAUACUAACUUAUUUAUUUUUUAAGUAUCCUUUUUUGCAAAGUGUUCUUAAAUCUUUUCAUCAGGACCUGUGGAUGCACAAAAUAUAAAUGUCAUACACAUUUGUGUAUUAUAAUGCAGGAAUAUGAAGCUUAUAAAUUGUUGCAUGUUUUAUUUUUAAUUUCAAAACUAUAUUUAAAAAAUAAAUUAAUACCUACAGAUGUUGAUGGAUCUAUAUGGUUUUGCAUGCCAGAACUCAUAACUCAGUUAUAGGCAUGAAGUGUAUGACUGUAUCAUCUCUAUUGAAUAUAUUAGUAAAGUACAAUUUACAAAGUAAUUAACAGAGGUUCUAUAUGUAAAAAUAUUUUUCCUUUCUAUGUAAUUAUAUUGUAGUGUGGGUAUAACAGAACUACUUAUCUGUUAACUAAAUUGGCUGUAGAAAUCAUGUUCUUAUAAUGGUUCCUUAAAAAUUAAAAGUCCAUAUUUAUUUAUAUACGUUAUAAAGAAGAAAGUUGAUUUUUGUGUGUGUCAUAUUACUUAGAGAAUAAUGAUUCUUGUAAAAAUAUUUUGUAAAAAAAUAUAUUGUACAUAAUAUGCUGUAUGGUUUCUCCUUAUUUUCCUGUUUAGAUUUUGUACAUAUGUUUAACUAAUAAAUUACCCUUCUAUAUAGAAA